This is a messenger RNA of Pollicipes pollicipes, 2918 nucleotides long. Its product is annotated as cadherin-related tumor suppressor. The coding region runs from base 1 to 2331 and encodes 776 amino acids. The transcript has 21 exons. Gene Ontology annotation, cellular component: plasma membrane. The record is from RefSeq and is a predicted model, not a curated record. Lineage: Eukaryota; Metazoa; Arthropoda; Thecostraca; Pollicipedomorpha; Pollicipedidae. Gene Ontology annotation, biological process: homophilic cell-cell adhesion. Gene Ontology annotation, molecular function: calcium ion binding.
AUGCUGAACAUGCAGACCCGACGCAGACAGUGGCGCCGAGACUCACGAUGCUAUUUACGGGAGUCCAGCUCGGUCGCCACAUUUUUUGUCCGGGAGGACCUGGAAGUUGGAGCCGUUAUAGGCUCCUUGCAGGUGGUCGGCGACCCGUCGGAGCGCGGCGACAUCAGCCUGAGCUUGGACCGAGGCGACUACGCCGUCACCAUCCAGCCGGGCACCAGCAACAUCACGCUCACCCGCGCGCUGGACAGAGAGUCGCAAGCUCUGGACGGCCACGACGGACCGUCUUCGGUAGCGGUCAGGGUCGUCUGCAAGAGGAAAGGCACCUCGGAUCCGAGCAUCAAGAUACCGGUGAACAUCCGCGUGCAGGACGUCAACGACAACGCGCCGCAGUUUAUUGGCGCUCCGUACACCCUCAACAUCUCGGAGGUGACCGUGCCCGGCACUGUGGUCCUGCAGGGCAUCAAGGCUGUGGACGCCGACCAGCAGGGUCCCUUCUCCACCGUCCACUACUCCGUCAUCGAGGGCAACUACGCGGAGUACAUCGACUUCGCCAACGGUCUGGACGGCACGCUGCGGCUGAAGCAGCAGUUGGACUUCGAGAAGGUGCAGCAGUUCCGGCUCACGCUGCGUGCCGAGGACCAGGGUGACCCCGUCAAGUCGACCGAGGCCGUGCUGACCGUCAAUGUCAUCGACGCGGACGACCAGAACCCACGCUUUUACGACGACCGCUACGUCACGACACUGCCUCGGCGACCAGUCCAGGGCAACACCCUCACCAUACGGCCCCGGCGAGUGCGAGCGUUUGACCAGGACAUCGGCAUCAACGCUCCUGUCGCCUAUACGUUCACCGCAGACGGCGCCGACUCGCGCUAUUUCGCCAUCGAUCCAGAGACGGGAGACAUCACGAUCGCCGAGACGAUUCCGGACUCGGAGCUGCUGCAGCCGAUCACACUGGUCGUCAAGGCGACGCAGCAGGACAACGGUGACCGGUACGCGCUGACGACGCUGACGGUGCGCCGCGAGGGCGUGUUCACGGACGAGCUGCAGUUCGUGCAGGGCAACUACGUGGCCAGCGUGCUGGAGAACCGGCCGGUCAACUCUGUCAUCCUCACCGUCAUCACCAACCGGCCGGGCGACAGCCGAGUUCGUUUCUUCCUGCCUGAUGAACCGAGCCAGUUCACCAUCAUGAGAAAUGGAGACUUAGCCCUGGUCGAUUCGUUGGAUUACGAGACGCAAGACAGACUCAACUUCUCCGUCGUGGCAACAGAUGGCAGGCAGAACGACACGGCGAUGGUGACCAUCAUCGUGCUGAACGUAAACGACUGGGACCCGCGCUUCCGCCAUCCGAGCUUCGACUUCGUGGCGUCGCCGAGCUCGCGUCCCAGUGACGUGGUGGGCCGACUGACGGUUUACGACGGCGACCGCGGCGAUCGCGUCUCGCUCGGGCUGAUGGGGCAGGACGCCAGAGCUUUCUCCGUGUCAAAAGAGGGUGACCUCGUUAUUCGCGACCUGAGCGUGCUGAACUCGUCCGUGGCGCACCUGGUGGCCGUGGCCAGAGACAGCGGGGUGCCUCCUCGACGGUCCUCGGUGCCGGUUACCGUGCGGUUUCCGCAGGAGCUUCUGGGCCCGAGCACGAGGGCCGAGAGCUCUCUCCUCUUGAUGAUUAUCUUCGGGGUGCUCCUGGGCGUGCUGAUACUGGUUAUUGUGACCUUGGCCCUCUACAUAUGUAAAUACAAAAAGGACCGGGCGCGGACAAGGCGCACCUCGCCGGCGCUGGGCGCCAAGGUGGCCAGCUACGUCAACAACUCGAUCCCGCACGAGAAGCUGGAGGCCGGCAGCGGGCCGGGCUCGCCGCGCGCCUCCCACCUCGGCUCGCUGGUGGUCGAUCUCGACACGCUCAACGUCGACCGGUCGCUGGGCACGACAGCCACCGUCUCCCGCGGCAGCCGGCGGUUCGCGCGCGGCGCCGCCGCCAACGGCAGCCUGCGUAACCCAUUGGCCAACGGCGGCGACCUGGGCUCGCGCUCGCUCCAGUCCAGCGCCAGCUCCACCUUCAAGCCGGCCGGGUCGGUCGCCGGCUGGCCCGAGGGCAGCAUCCCCAAGCGCGUGAAGAAGCUCAGCUGGGAGGACGAGCAGAACAGGUCGCUCAGGUCGGUGCGCUACCCGACCGGCCACGUUAAGACUCCCCUGGAGCCGACUAUCCAGGAGGGGCCGGGGCCGCAGGAGCAUCACGCGGAACAGACGGAGCUGGACCCGGACGUCAGCGUGACGCCGCUGCCCAACACGCCGUCAGCCGAGCUGGAGCAGAGUCCGGUGGCAGUGUACUUCUAGUGGCGCGGCUGGCGCGGCGGCGGCCCGCCGGGCCGGACGCUCCGUCGGCGGCACGAGCCGGCCGAGCGCGGACCCGGCCCCCACACUCCCACCCCCUGCGUGGAUCGAGCGGCUCGGGGAAACCGACGGCCCGGGCGCGAGCGGUCGACGGCAGCGCGAUACGAGUGUGUUGGAGGAACGUGAGCACGGCAGUGGCUGGCCUCGUAUGCUGCAUUUACGAGAAGCGUUGAAACGUUGUGCAUCGUAGUUGUUUGCCAAAACGCGUCACAUGUGGACCGUGUACAGAUGGGUCCAUUCGAAUCUGAAAGAAACUGUGCACGCAGGGCUUUACGCAUGGAGAGGCCCCAUAUGUGUUGCAAAGUUACUGACUGACACGCGUACUGUUAGAUUCGAAAUGUCAUGCGCCGCAGAACGAUGAAGUAAAUUUUACAUGAAUGCAUGCCGGACAAUUUCGUGAACAGGUUACCAGUGAGGCCUGGUGGCCGAACGUAAAUUGUCAUUGUGUGGGUGCAAGAUACCAAUAUUUUUAUACGACGCCCUAAAAUGUUGUAAAGCUUAUUUGUUACAAUUGUUUUAAUACAAUGAGU